GGGAUUGGCAGAAAGGGGUGGAGGACACCGAAUGGAGGCCAGUGAUGGGAUUGGCAGAGAGGGGUGGAGGACACCGAAUGGAGGUCAGUGGAGGGAUUGGCAGAGAGGGGUGGAGGACACCGAAUGGAGAGGGGUGGAGGACACCGAAUGGAGGUCAGUAGAGGGAUUGGCAGAGAGGGGUGGAGGACACCGAAUGGAGGCCAGUGAUGGGAUUGGCAGAGAGGGGUGGAGGACACCGAAUGGAGGCCAGUAGAGGGAUUGGCAGAGAGGGGUGGAGGACACCGAAUGGAGGCCAGUAGAGGGAUUGGCAGAGAGGGGUGAAGGACACUGAAUGGAGGCCAGUGAUGGGAUUGGCAGAGAGGGGUGGAGGACACUGAAUGGAGGCCAGUGAUGGGAUUGGCAGAGAGGGGUGGAGGACACUGAAUGGAGGCCAGUAGAGGGAUUGGCAGAGAGGGGUGGAGGACACCGAAUGGAGGUCAGUAGAGGGAUUGGCAGAGAGGGGUGGAGGAC
Staurois parvus is the source of this 510-nucleotide messenger RNA. Lineage: Eukaryota; Metazoa; Chordata; Amphibia; Anura; Ranidae. The record is from the annotation of a GenBank genome assembly.